AUGACUUCCCUCACUGCAACUGCCACUGCUACGACCGCAGCAGCGUCCACGGUGCCGCGUGUGCCCAUCCCCGCCAAGGGGGUUGACUACCGCGGAAAAGUCGUCCUGGCCCCGAUGGUUCGAUCGGGCGAGCUGCCCUCGCGCCUGCUCGCCUUGAAGUAUGGAGCCGACCUGGUGUGGGGCCCCGAGACGAUCGACCGCGCGAUUAUCGGCGCCAUCCGACGAGUAAACCCGCGCAACGGCACCAUCGAAUUCACCCGACUGCCGUCCAAUGGUGGGCGGACCGAGAAAGCCGCGAAGGAGUCGGUCAUCUACCGGAUCGACCCGGCGCGGGAACAAGGCAAGUUGGUAUACCAGAUGGGCACGGCAAGCCCGGACCUGGCGGUGCAGGCGGCGCGCGUGGUGGCCGGCGACGUGGCGGGCAUCGAUGUCAACUCGGGCUGCCCCAAGCCGUUCAGCACUAGCGGCGGCAUGGGUGCCGCGCUGCUGCGCACGCCCGACAGACUCGUCUCCAUCCUUGAGGCACUUGUCCGCGAGGUUGGCCAGCCUUUCCAUAUUGGGAUUUCUGUCAAGAUCCGGAUCCUUGAGACCCCCGAACUCACCGAGAGCCUCGUCUCCCGCCUCGUCGCUACGGGCAUCACCGGCCUGACAGUCCACUGCCGCACCACGCCCAUGCGGCCCCGUGAGCGCGCCAUCCGCGACCAGCUGCGUAUGAUUGCAGGCAUAUGCAACCGUGCCGGCGUUGCCUGCGUCAUGAACGGCGAUGUCGCGUCGCGCGAUCAGGCGCUGGACCUGAUGUCCGAGUACGGCGUAGAUGGCGCGAUGAUUGCCACGGCUGCUGAGGCUAACUCGUCGUGCUUCCGCUCUGAGGCCGAUGGCGGGCUCCUGCCAUGGCGCGAGGUCGCCUAUGCCUACAUGCGGUUCUGCAUCGAGUCCGAGAACCGUUUGGGCAACACCAAGUACCUACUCAACAUGCUGAUUCCGGGCAAGAACAAGGAAUUCAAAGCCGCCAAGGCCUCCCGCACCUACACGGAUUGCUGCCGCCGUCUGCAGUUCGACGACCUCAUCCCUGCUGCUGUCCGCCUUGACGAAAUCCUUGACUUGACCGGCAAGUGGGAGCUUGGCCCCGGUGACAGCCAACAGGACUCUCGCCCCCAGGCUGUCCAGAAUGCCAUCAAGUCCAAUGAGUCGGCUCAGGCGGCGGGCGGCAGCGCCAUCAGAGCGAAAGCUACUUCACCGGCUACGCAUGGCCCUGGUCCCAUUCGCACCUCCUCUAUUCCUGGGCCUGCGAAAAUCGCCAGGCCAGAGACCGAGAACUCAACUAUUGAUGCAGAGGCACAUAUUCCGGCUGCACAGAAGCCAGAAAUCACCGCAUAA
Molecule: messenger RNA, 1377 nt
Organism: Penicillium alfredii
Lineage: Eukaryota; Fungi; Ascomycota; Eurotiomycetes; Eurotiales; Aspergillaceae
Product: tRNA-dihydrouridine(20) synthase (NAD(+))
Exons: 1
Coding region: 1-1377 (458 amino acids)
Biological process (GO): tRNA dihydrouridine synthesis
Cellular component (GO): cytoplasm
Molecular function (GO): flavin adenine dinucleotide binding; tRNA dihydrouridine synthase activity
Source: RefSeq, a predicted model, not a curated record